Musca vetustissima is the source of this 12535-nucleotide messenger RNA. It is a transcript of the gene kst, whose product is annotated as spectrin alpha chain, non-erythrocytic 1. Gene Ontology annotation, biological process: actin cytoskeleton organization. Gene Ontology annotation, molecular function: phospholipid binding; actin filament binding. Gene Ontology annotation, cellular component: plasma membrane; cortical actin cytoskeleton; cell junction. The coding region runs from base 37 to 12471 and encodes 4144 amino acids. The transcript is spliced from 14 exons. NCBI's taxonomy places the organism in Eukaryota, Metazoa, Arthropoda, Insecta, Diptera, Muscidae. The record is from RefSeq and is a predicted model, not a curated record.
CAUAUCAAAAACACACAUAAAAAAUAAUUCGCAAAAAUGCGUUCAAAUUUUAGUAGACAUGAAUAUCGCCGUUACAUUUCGUAUGAGCGUCAAUCGUUGGCAUCACAAUAUGAACCGGGCGGUUAUUCAUUGCAAUCACAGACGAGUCGCAACACAGCCAACAUGACACAACGCGAUGGCAUAAUGAAAUUCGAAAAUGAACGAAUUAAAACUUUGCAAGAGGAACGUCUGCACAUACAAAAGAAGACCUUCACAAAAUGGAUGAAUUCCUUUCUGGUAAAGGCAAAGUUAGAGGUCGAAGAUCUGUUUACGGAUUUAGCAGAUGGCGUCAAACUGUUAAAAUUACUUGAAAUCAUAUCCGGUGAAAAGCUGGGAAAGCCAAAUAAUGGUCGCAUGCGUGUCCAUAAAAUCGAAAAUGUCAACAAGAGUCUGGCAUUCUUGCACACCAAGGUCCGUUUGGAAUCCAUUGGUGCUGAGGACAUUGUCGAUGGCAAUCCCCGUUUAAUUUUAGGUUUGAUUUGGACCAUAAUUUUGCGGUUUCAAAUUCAAGAAAUUGAAAUUGAUGUGGACGAGGAAAACGAAUCGUCUGAAAAACGUUCUGCCAAAGAUGCUCUAUUGUUAUGGUGUCAGCGUAAAACUCACGGUUAUCCCGGUGUUAAUAUACAAGAUUUUACCUCCUCAUGGCGUUCCGGUUUGGGUUUCAAUGCUUUGAUCCAUUCGCACCGUCCCGAUUUGUUUGAGUACAGCACAAUUGUUAAUUCGAAAAAUUCAAAUAUCGAUAAUUUGAAUCAUGCCUUUGAUUUGGCCGCCUCCGAAUUGGGUAUACCAAGUCUAUUGGAUGCCGAAGAUGUUGAUUCUGCACGACCCGAUGAAAAAUCCAUUCUUACAUAUGUGGCCUCAUAUUAUCACACCUUUGCUCGCAUGAAGAACGAGCAAAAGAGUGGAAAACGUAUUGCCAAUAUUGUGGGUCAAUUAAUGGAUGCCGAUCGUAAGAAAAUCUAUUACGAACGCUUAACCACAAAUCUAUUAAGCUGGAUCCGUCAGAAAACCAUUGAACUACAAAAACGUGAUUUUCCCAACUCACUGGAGGGCAUUCAACGGGAGUUAUUGGCUUUCAAGGAGUACCGAACCAUUGAAAAACCACCAAAAUACAAGGAACGCAGUGAAAUCGAAGCAUUAUAUUUCACCAUCAACACUCUGCUGAAGGCUUUAAAUCAACCGCCGUAUAAUCCACAGGAUGGUCAGCUGGUCAAUGAUAUCGAAAAAGCUUGGCAACUACUCGAAUAUGCCGAACAUCAUCGGGAAGUUGCACUGAGAGAAGAGUUGUUGCGUCAAGAGAAAUUAGAGCAGCUCAAUUAUAAAUUCGAAAAGAAAUCGGUUUUACGUGAAGGCUAUCUGAAGGAAAUGAUUCAGGUAUUGUCCGAUCCCCGCUAUUUGCGUCAGGUCGAUGCUACUCUCAAAAAACACGAAGCCAUUUCCGCCGAUAUUCUGGCACGUGUUGAACGUUUCAAUGAUUUAACAGCUAUGGCCAAUGAAUUGGAACGCGAAAACUACCAUGGCAAGGAGCGGGUUAAACGUCGCGAAUUUGAGGUUAUGGAAAAAUGGCGCAAACUGUUGGAAUUACUGGAGAAUCAACGUUUGAACCUGUCACAAAUGAGCACUCUAAUGAAUUUGUUGCGUGAGGUGGCCAGUACCACCGAGUCCAUAAAAGAAUUGCAAAUGCAAUUCAAAUCAGAAGAUGUCGGUCCGCAUUUGUUGGGUGUCGAGGAGUUGCUACAAGCUCACUCCCUGCAAGAGCUGCAAGUAAAUACCUACGGUGAAACCAUUAAACGUUUUACACGUCAAGCACAACCCUUCAGAACAUCCGAACACAAAGAUGCCGCUGUGUUGGCUCAGAAGCUGGCGGAGCUGGAAACUGCCUACAAAGUGCUACAGGAAUUAUGUGCCAAACGUCGUGCCUGUCUGGAAGAGGCACGCAACUUCCAUCACUUCAUGGAGGAUUACGACAACGAAGAGGGAUGGUUGGUGGACAAGCAACGUAUUUGCAAGACUGGCAUAACGGCCAAGGAUUUGAGGGCUGUUCUGUCGCUACAACAAAAACACAAGGCGUUGGAGGACGAGAUUAAAGUGCGCAAACCCAAAUCGCAGCAAAUGUCCGAUGCCGGUAAACGUUUGAUGGCUGAGAAACAUCCUCGCUCUGCAGAAGUCAAGUCACGCAUUGAAAGCUUGGAAGAGCACUGGAAGGCCUUGGAGGAGUUGGUAGAAACCCGUCGCAAACAAUUGGAGGAUGCAGCCGAGGCCUAUCAAUUCUACACCGAUGCCAAUGAAGCCGAAUCGUGGUUGAAUGAAAAAAUGGCUUUGGUCAAUUCCAAAGAUUACGGCAAUGAUGAACCCUCUGCCCAAGCCCUCCUGCAAAGACAUCGUGAUUUACAAGGCGAAUUAAAUGCCUAUUCCGGCGAUAUUCUAAACCUAAAUCAACAGGCCGAUAAACUUAUUAAAGCUGGCAUCUGUACCCUGGAACUUUCCGCCAAUGAACCAGAAAUGCCAGAAAUUGAACAACAACAAGAGGAGUGGGUCAACGAGACACGUCUGGUUCCCAAGGAAGUGUGGGAAGAUGAAUGGGUCGAAAAAUUGGAACAUCGUAAAGUAACCGAAACUAAAAUGUUGCCCCAUGUCCGUGCCAUGUUUCCCUUUGACGGUCAAGGUAUGAAAAUGGAGAAGGGUGAAAUUAUGCUGUUAAAAUCCAAGACCAACGAUGAUUGGUGGUGUGUGCGUAAGGAGAAUGGUCACGAAGGUUUCGUACCCGCCAACUAUGUGAGGGAAAUUGAACCACGUCCCGUCACUUGCAUCGUACCGAAAGCAGAAAAGGUAAAGGCCCUGCAAAAGGUCAAGAAAACCAUUUUGGUAAGACAGGUGGUCCCAGUGAAACGCGUGAAACCCAUGACAGUGACUCCCAAGCCAGCCAUCAAGCGUCGCACAUCCACGAACAGUAUUAACGAAAACUCGGACAGUGUAGAAAAGAGACAGAAGCGUAUCAAUGCCACCUACGAUGAACUACAGGACAUGGCCCAGAAACGUCAUGCACUCUUAGAGGAUUCCAUACACCUCUUCGGUUUCUAUCGUGAGUGUGACGAUUUUGAGAAAUGGAUGAAGGAGAAAGAGCGCAUUAUCAAGAGUGACGAAGGAGGUGAAGGUGUCGAAAAUGCCAAACGUAAAUUCGAGAAAUUCCUCACAGACCUAUCCGCUGCCACAAAGCGCAUUGAGGAAAUCGAUUCAGCUGUUGAUACCUUCCGCAGACAGGGUCACUCCCAAUUGGACAAAAUCAUUGCCCGUCAGCGUCAAAUUCAUCAAAUUUGGCAGAGACUCAACAAUGCCAAGGCCCAAAAGGAGAAGAGUUUGGAGGGCGCUUCCAGUGUGGAACUGUUCAAUCGCACUUGCGAUGAGGCGAAGGUAUGGAUGAGUGAGAAAAUGAUUCAGCUGGACACCGCUGUCAUUAGUCCCGAUUUGAAGACUGUGCAAGCCUUGCAACGUCGUCAUCAAAACAUGGAACGUGAACUGGCACCCAUUGAAGACAAAGUGAAUCGAGUCAACUAUUUGGGUAACUCUGUGAAAAAUGCAUAUCCCGCAGAACGCGACAACGUCACCGCCCGCCAACAAGAAGUUCAAGAAAUGUGGUUGCAAGUCCACAACAAGAGCAGCGAGCUAAGGGCGCGCAUUGAGAGUGCCGUUGGAACCCAAAUCUUCAACAACAGUGCCAAAACACUUUUGGCAUGGAUCGAAUCCGUCAAGGAUCAAUUGAAUUCUGAUGAGCCUGCACGCGAUGUUGAAACUGCCAAUAAGCUAUUGAAACAGCACAACGACUUGGGUGAUGAUAUCAAGGCCCACGACAAUGAAUUUGCUGAAGUUAUUCAGCUUGGUAAACAAUUGUCCGAUGGUAAACCGAACACGGAGGAAAUUGUAAAGAUCUGCGACCGUUUGAAGGCCGAACAGGAUGCAAUUCAUCGUGGCUGGUUGGAGAAACAGAAGUGGUUGCAACAGGGUGUUGAAUUGCAAAUAUUCAACCGGGAAGCUGAUAAAAUUGAUGCCACCACCAAGAGUCACGAAGCCUUUUUGGCACCCAAUAAUUUGGGCAACUCCUUGGAUGAAGUUGAAGCUAUUUUGAAACGUCAUUUGGACUUUGAGAAGAGUUUAAUGGCCCAGGAUAAAAUCCUAAAAGCUUUCUCUGAUAAUGCCGACAAAUUGAUUGCCAACGAUCAUUAUGAUUCCAAGUACAUUGAUGAUAGACGCAAUCAAGUUUUGGGAAAACGCAAAGCUGUCAAGGAUAGGGCAUUUGAACGUAAACGUUCUCUACAGGCCUCCAAAGAUUUCCAUAAAUUCGCCGCCGAAGCCGAUGAUCUUGAUGCUUGGCUCAAUGACAAAACUAAAAUUGCCGGUGAUGAGAAUUAUCGCGAUUUAGUCAAUUUGCCACGUAAGCUGCAAAAACAUCAAGCUUUCGAAAGAGAACUUCGUGCCAACGAAGGUCAAUUGCGAAACAUCAACAAGGAUAGUGAACAGUUGAUUGCCGCCAACAAUCGCAAACCCGAGGUUGAGAAGAGAGUCUCCGACCUCAACAAGAAAUGGAAAGACCUCCUGAUACUGUCGGAAGAUAAAGGACGUAAACUGGAACAAGCUGCCUCCCAGCGUGAACACAAUCGGGCCAUUGAAGAUGCCAAAAAGAAAGUCGGUGAACUGGAUGCUGCUCUCAAGAGCAAGGAUGUUGGCAAUGACCUCAGAAGCUGUAAAGAUUUGAUCAACAAGCAACAAUUACUGGAAUCCGAAAUUACAAUGUGGGAACAGAAGAUUGGUGAAUUAGUUUCAUCAGGUGAAGAAAUGGCCCAGGAAGGACAUUUCAAUGCAGCCAAUAUUAAGGAUGAAUCCAAGGAUAUUCAACAUCGGUUCAAACUUUUGCGUGAUCCCAUGCAAAAGAGACGUGAUGAACUGGAGGAGAGCCUCAAUUACCACAAAUUUGUAUUUGAAUUGGAUACCGAAUUCCAAUGGAUUAACGACCACUUGCCCGCUGCCAAGUCCAAUGAACUAGGACAAAAUCUCCAUCAGGCCCAAUCACUUUCCAAAAAACACAAGAAAUUAGAAGCUGAAAUCAAGGGACAUCGUCCCAUGAUCAACAAAGCUCUACAAGCUGGUCAAGCCCUGGUUGCCCAAAAACACCCCGAACAAGAAAAGGUUAAAGAUUUGUGCAACCAACUCGAGGAUGCCUGGAACGAUUUGGAGUACAACACCAAUGAACGUAGCAAGAAAUUGGAUAUGUCCCUCAAGGCCCAACAGUAUUUGUAUGAUGCUGGUGAAAUUGAGGCCUGGUUGGGCGAAAAACAAAACGUUUUACGUUCCACCGAAUACGGUAGGGAUCGUGAUUCAGCUGCCAAACUCUUAACCAAACACAAAACAAUUGAAUUGGAAUUGGACACCUAUACUGGCAUUGUAACCGAAAUGGGUCACAACUGCGCUGCUAUGGUAUCCGCUAAUCAUCCAGACAGCAAGAUUCUUUCUGCCAAACAACAGCUGAUUGAAAAAAUGCUCAAAUCUCUCCACAAACUCGCCUCCCAACGCCAAUUGCGUCUAAUGGAGAGUCUCUAUAUGCACGAGUACUUCUUGGAAUCGGAUGAGGUUGAACAAUGGAUCAGAGAACAGGAACAAGUUGCCUCGUCAGAAGACUAUGGUCAAGAUUACGAACAUUUGCAAUUGCUACAGAAUAAAUUCGAUGACUUGAAGCAUCGUGUUGAAGUUGGCGCUGAUCGCGUUGACCAGUGCGAAGUGUUGGCCAAGAAACUUAUCGAUACUGAGAGUCCCUAUGCUCCAGAUGUGGAAAAGAGGCAAGAACAAUUACGUGGUUCUUGGGAAAAUCUUCUCAAGUUGCUCAACCUUAGGGAGCAGAAAUUACAUGCCGCUGGCGAAAUCCAUCGUUUCCAUCGUGAUGUUGCCGAGGCCCUCUUCCGCAUUCAAGACAAAAAUGCAGCACUCUCCACAGAAUUGGGUAAAGAUUUAAAUUCCGCUUUGGCAUUAAUGCGUAAGCACGAAGGCUUUGAAAAUGAUUUGGUAGCUCUGGAGGCCCAAUUGCAGGUUUUGGUCGAAGACUCUGUUCGCCUUCAGGCCAAAUAUCCCUCAAAUGCUGCUGCCAUUGCCCAACAACAGGACAAAGUAGUGGCUGCUUGGAACGAUUUGAAAGAACGUUCUGGUGCUCGUGGCGACCGUCUAGCUGCCAGCUACGAUCUGCAGACAUUCCUCACAGAUGUCCGUGAUAUUAUGUCUUGGUCUUCGCAUUUGCGCGCUUCUUUACAGGCUGAGGAACAUGUUAGCGAUGCUGCCGGUGCUACAGCCCUUAAGAUUCAACACGAUGCCAUUUAUGGUGAAAUCGAGGCUCGUGAAGAUAAAUUCCGAUCAUUGAAUGAACUUAGCGAUUCUAUGGUCCAGACUGGACACUAUGCCGCGGCUGAAGUUGAAGAAAAAUGUUCAGCUAUGUUGGAUGAACGCGCCAAACUGCACACCGCCUGGAACAAGAAGAAGAUAAUGUUGGAACAAAAGAUCGACCUCUUCUGCUUCUUGAGGGAUGCCAAACAAAUCGAUAACUUGUCCAGUUCACAGCAGGCUGCAUUGUCCAGUUCCGACUUUGGCCAGACCGUUGAGGAUGUGCAGAAUCAAAUUAAGAAACACGACGAAUUCGAAAGACUCAUACAGACCCAAGAAGAAAAGGUGGCUCUGUUGCAGGAGCAUGGCCGCAAAUUGAUCGAGCAACGUCAUUACGACAGUGCCAACAUUCAAACCAUUUUGCAAGGCGUUUUGGCCAGACGUCAAAAGGUUAAGGACCUGUGUGCCGUGCGUCGAUACAAACUGGAAGAUGCUCUCCUCUAUGCCCAAUUCGUUAGAGACUGUGCUGAAGCUGAAACUUGGAUCAACGAGAAGAAGAAGAAAUUGGAAGCCGACGGUGGAAACUAUAACGAGGUCUCCAAUUUGGAUGAAAAGAUUAAGAAGCUUCAGAAACACCAAGCCUUCCAGGCUGAGGUUGCCGCCAACCAAGGCAGAAUCAAGGAAAUCCAAGAAAAGGGUCUCAUAUUAUUAUCCAAACAACACGAGUCAUCACCUGAAAUUAAACAAGCAAUCGAUCGCGUUCUAUCUGCCUGGAAGAGUUUGUUGGAUGAACUGGAUAAUCGUGGUCGUGGUUUGGAGGAAGCCCAGGACAUUCUGGAAUUCAAUAACCAAUUGGACAAGAUUGAAGCUUGGAUAAGAGACAAGGAAAUGAUGGUCCAGGCCAGUGACACAGGCAGAGAUUUGGAGCACUGCAAUGCGCUGAUGCGCAAACUUGACGAUGUUGAUUCGGAUAUGCGAGUUGACGACCAAAGGGUUAAACACAUCAACAGUCUGGCCGAUAAACUUAUUAAUCAAGGAGAAGUGCCAGCGGAAUCGGCUAACAUAGAUAAACGUAGACGUGACUUCAACAACAAGUGGAGACAACUGCAGGGAGCUCUUAAUGCCUAUCGCGCACUGUUGAGUGGUGCCUAUGAGAUUCAUGUAUUCAAUCGUGAUGUGGAAGAUACUGCUGAACGUAUUGCUGAGAAAUCCUUGGCAAUGUCAUCGGAAGACACUGGACGUGAUUUAGCGGCAGUGGAAGCUUUAAUUAGACGUGAGGAUGCUUUGGAGCGUGAUAUGUCCGCAGUUAAACAAAAGAUUGGCGAACAUGAGCAAAAUGCACGUUCCUUGCAGAAUAAAUAUCCCGAAAGAGCCAUGGACAUUGCUGGUAAAUUGGAUGAACUAUCUGGAUCAUGGAAGCAACUGCAAGAUCUGGCCGUGAAGAGACGUAAUCUUUUGAACGAAGCAUAUUUAGUCCACAAAUUCGUAUCGGAUGUACGCGAGCUGGAACUGUGGGUAAAUGAUAUGGUAAAGAAAAUGAACGCUUCACCCACACCCAUGACCAUUGCUGAUUGUGAAAUUCAAUUGGAAUUGCAUCAAGAGCGCAAGGUCGAAAUUGAUGGACGUGACAAGGCAUUCAAGGAUCUUAAGUCGCAAGGAGAAAAAUUAUCGGACAAAGACAAAUCCGACAAAGUAAAGAAGAAUCUAAAGGUUCUGGAAGAAUUGCACCAAAAUUUGCAUGACGCUUGGAAUCAACGUGCUCGCGAACUAACUGAGGCCCAUCAACUGCAACUGUUUAAGGCCCAAGUGGAACAAGUUGAGAUAUGGUUGGGUAACAAGGAGGCAUUCCUUAACAACGAUGAUUUGGGCGACUCGUACACCGCCGUCGAAAGACUUUUGAAGAAGCAUGAAGCAUUCGAAAAACUUUUGGAUUCAGACAAUGUCAGCCAGUUGGAGAACUUUGCCAAGUCCAUCCUCGAGGGAGAACCUAGUGAUGCUGAUGUCAUAAGAGAGAAGUUGGCCUAUGUGGUUAGACGUAAGGACAAACUAAAUAGUUUGUCACAAGAACGCAAACAACGUCUGCAGCAAUCCCUUCAACUACAGGAAUUCUUGCGCAGUCUUUACGAAAUCGAUCGUUGGCUGGUGCAGAAAAUGCAAGUGGCCAUGGAUGAAAAUUAUCGGGAACCCAGUAACUUGCAAAGCAAAUUACAGAAACACAAUGCCUUCGACAGUGAACUCCUCAAUAACGCAUCUCGCGUACAAGACGUCAUCAAGGAGGGUGAACGCCUCAUCAAGUUGGAUCAUUUUGCCAAGGAGGAAAUCGCUCAACAAUUGGAAAUGUUGGAAGCUGAUUGGUUGAAAUUGAAGUCAGCCUCCAAAGAAAAGAAACAUAAGCUCAACCAAGCCUACGAAGCACUGACCUUCAAUCGUAGUUUGGAAGAGUUCAACAAUUGGAUGGAUGAAGUCGAAUCGCAUGUCUCCAACGAGGAUUAUGGUAAAGAUUUAGCUGGCGUUACAAAUUUGAUCAAGAAACAUGAACGUCUAGAAGCGGAUGUUGCUCAUCAUGCCGAACUAGCUGAGCAAAUAAAGCAGCAAGAUGAAAAAUUCUUCCAGGCCGAUCAUUUCCUUAAAGAUGAUAUCCAUGAACGAGCUAUGGCGGCCAUCAAGCGUUAUCAUACUUUGCAUGAACCUCUGGGUAUCCGCAGAGAAAAUCUUGAAGAUUCUCUAAGUUUACAACAGUUCUUGCGUGAUGCCGAAGACGAAUUACAAUGGCUUAAUGAAAAGGAAGCCAUUGCUGCAUCCGAAGAUUUGGGCACUUCAUUGACGACUGUACAAACCCUGCAAAAGAAACACCAAGCAUUGGAGGCAGAACUUCUCUCGCAAGAACCUUUAAUUCAAUCAUUGCUUCAGCGAGGUGAACAAAUGAUUCGUGACAACCACUUUGCCUUGGAACAAAUUCAAUACAAAUGUGACUGCAUUAAGGGCAAAUUAGUGAAGCUACGUGAAUUGUCCAGCAUCAGACGUUUGCGUCUUUUGGAUGCCGUCGAAUCCCAAAUGUUCUAUGUCGAAGCCAAUGAGGCGGAAUCGUGGAUACGUGAGAAGCGUCCAAUUGUCGUGUCCAGCGAUUAUGGUAAAGACGAAUUGUCCGUUCAAACUCACCAGAAGAAAUUGGAAGUGCUCCAGCGAGAAUUGCAGUCAUUCAAACCUUCGAUUGAAAAGGUCAAUAAAUUGGCAUCCAAUUUGAUUGAACGCCAUCACUUCGAUAGCGCCAACAUCCAGGCCAAGCAAGAAUCCGUCAACCAACAGUACGAAGAACUUUUGCGUCUAGCCAAGGAUCGCGAAGUGCGUUUACACGAAAGUAAACUUCUUUUCGAAUAUCUACGUGAGACUGAAGAUCUCCACGAAUGGAUUAACGAUCAAAUGGUUGUGACGGCCUCUGAAGAUUACGGCGAGGAUGUUGAACAUGUCGAACAAUUGAUUUUGGUCUUUGAAACAUUCGUUUCCAACCUCACGGCCAAUGAGUCCCGUGUUCAAGCCCAUCUCCAGAAGGGCGAAGAUCUGAUCAAAGAAAAUAAUCCCUACCGUACCUCGAUUAAGACAAAGCGCGAUGAAACUAAACAACUUUGGGAGGAACUUAAGGAUCUAGUGGCCGCACGUAAAGAUGCUUUGGAUGGCGCCAAACAAGUCCAUGUAUAUGAUCGCUUUGCCGAUGAAACCAUUGCUUUGAUUAACGAAAAGGAAGCCAAUUUAAUUUCCGAAGACUAUGGCCAGGAUUUGGAAAGUAUCCAAGCCCUGAACCGCAAGCAUUUGGUAUUCGAAACCGAAUUGGAAGCAAUACGCGAUCAAGUUAACUCCGUCAUGAAUGAAGCCAAUAACUUGGCUGAAAUCUAUCCCGAUGCCAAGGAACAUAUUGAGGUUAAACGCGAUGAAACUAUUGAAGCUUGGGCCGAUGUCACUGAAAAAUCGAAUGUUCGUAAGGAGAAAUUACAGCAAGCCGAACAACUUCAGUCAUACUUUGACGAAUACCGCGACUUGAUUGCCUGGGUCAAUGAAAUGCUGGCCAAGAUCACAGCACCCGAUUUGGCCAAUACCGUUGCCGGCGCUGAAUCCCUUUUGGCCAGUAUUAAGGAGCACCAUGCCGAAAUUAGGGCCAGAGAUGAAGCUUUCGCUCAUUUCAAGACGAAAGGUGAAAAACUGAUUAAGGAGAAACAUUUCUUGGCUCAUGAAAUCGAAGAUAAGAUCCAGGUGCUGCAGCAAAGACAUGAACUUUUGGACAACACCCUGCAGCAACGCAAGGAAAUCUAUGAAUUGAAUUUGGACACUCAAAUAUUCCUUAAGGAUGCCGACAUCUUAGAAAAUUGGAUUGUCAGUCGCGAGCCAUUGCUCAAGGACACAAAGCUCGGUGAAUCCAUACCCCAAGUGGAAGACUUGCUCCGCCGCCAUUCUGACUUUGAAAAAACGGUCGAAGCUCAAGAAGACAAAUUCCAGGCCAUUAAACGUAUUACCCUGUUGGAACAGCGAUUCCGCAAGCAGGUUGAAAGUGAAAAAUUGGCCAAACUGAAGGAGAAGGAACGUUUGGAGAAAGAACGAUUGGAAAUGCUUAAGCAAAAGGAACUGCAGAGACUCAACGAAGAAAGAAGACGUGCCGAAAAACAAAUGGAGAAUAGAAAUAAUGCCAAUAAUCAAGAGAAAUUACCCAUAUUCUCUUCUCCAAUGGUUACAACCACACCAUCCUCCGGCGCUAACUCACCACAGAUUUCACAAGUUCCAUUGAGACCAACCUACGAGGAGGACCAAUACGGUCUGCAAAAGAGCUCUUCAUCCACAAUAUUUGGUGAUCGUUUGCGUCGUGGUUCCGAUCAAAACGUCAAGAGAGCCGAAUCAAUGAAGGUACAACCCAAGCAGCCAAAACGCACUCCCUCAUUCACCACCAGACGCCGUGCUCAAUCCUUCCGCAAAAAUCAAAAGGGUGAAGGUUUCGAUUUGCCACCGGUGGAAAUUCAGGGUAUGCUCGAACGUAAACAUGGCUUACAGUCUGGCGGUAAAAAGGCUCCUGUACGCUCAUGGAAACAAUUCCACACCGUAUUGUGCGGCCAAUUGUUGUGCUUCUUCAAGGACGAAAACGAUUUCUUGCAACAGAAAACGGCAACAGCACCGGUUAACAUUUUGGGAGCUAAGUGUGAACGUGCCGAAGACUACACUAAGAAGAAAUAUGUAUUCCGUCUAAAAUUACCCGAUGGUUCGGAAUUCUUGUUCGAAGCACCAUCAUUGGAAAUUAUGAACGAUUGGGUUCGUAAGAUUUCAUUCCAUGCUAGUCUACCGCCAAAUCUACAAUUGUUAAGUUAUGACGAUUCCAUGAAGCAACAAUCCAACAGUUUCCCCGACAUUAAAGUGGCCAGUGCUCAUACAAUGGAGUCGCCAGUAAGUUCUCGCACCUCAUCACCUGAUUCCCAAAGACGAACUGCAUCACGUACCAAUUCAAUGACCAGCAGUAAUAUGUCGGUAAAUGCUUCGUCCGUAACUCCUCAAAUGAACUUCUUACAAAAACAAAUGCAACAACAACAGCAACCUCCUUCACCAUCUUCUCCAACAUCGUCAAUAGGAUUUGAACAUAAACCACCCAUACCACCACGUGGUGCCCCACCACCAGUACCCAAUCGUCAAAGUACCGAUAAUUUGGUUGUCUUAAGAAAUCCCAGCACAGCAACUUCAGAAUUUGCCACUUCGGAAAUAACAAUUAGCAGCAGUAUGUCACGUUUGCAAAAUGGUUCCAAUGACGAUAAUGUCGUGGUUAUAAAACGUAACAGCGAGGCUAGACUAUCAGGUUGGGGAACAAGUCGCUUCGAAUCAAGUCGGCCGGUAUCAUUACAACCCGAUUCCAUUAAUUUGUCACGCAUCUCUGCCGAAAGUUCCAGUGAGAGCGAAGCUCAAUCAAUAUCCUCCGUAUCGGGUGUUAAAGGCAGCAAAAGUAAAGAAGAUCGUCGCAGUGGCGUUUUCAGAAUAUUCGGACGAAAAGGUGGCGAUAAAGAAAAGGAAAAAGAUAAACGCCGAUCAAGUCAAUUGCCACAAUAGGCAUCGAUCAAUCAUUAAUGUACAGACCAGCUCUCUACGAUUCGCGUAGGAGAUGGACGAAUUA